UUCGGCAUAUUUCUGUAAUACUCGGUAGCAAAAUAAUACCAUCAAAAUCCACUAUUUUUAACGGCUUUAAGAAAACAUCAAGCCUAAAAACAGUCACGAUCGAAUAAUUAAAUUAUCAAACUUUGUGAAUCUCAUAACAUUUUAUAUCAGAAUAAUCUUCUCUACGUAUUAUCGAAGAGUUUUCUUGACCAGCUGACUUGUUACCAAGUGGUGCAAUACACAGGUCAUACCACAGCGUUUGGAGAACAGCUGACGAUGAUUCCGUCCAAAGAAGUUACGAUUUGAGUAAGGAACAAGAAAUAUUCAUAAAUCAUCUCAACAAUGGACUAAAAGUGAGUUAUUUUAAUGUAAAAUUGCCAAAAUGUGUUGUGUAAAGUGACAUCUAGUGAGAAUUACAUUGCUACGUGGAUAAAUAUGAGGAGAUAACUCUAAGAGAACAACAUGUGUGCGUAACCGGUUUCAACAUAAUGCCAAGGAAACCUUCGAAUCAGUCCCAAUCGUUUUUUGAUGAAUUUGAUGCAAGAUCAUAUCGACAUUUAGUGCAGAGAGGCCAAGACAUUCCGGGACAUCAUGCUCCAUCCCAACCGUCACAAAUGCAACAAUCUUCAGGUUCGAGUUCCGGCAAGAAGCGGAAGAAACAAAAGCAGAAAUCCCAUAAAAAAUCGAAAGAAAAGAGUGAAAGAUAUUCACAGGAAAAUGUACGUAUGCCCUCGGAAUCGAAAAAUAAAUCUAUUGUAGCAUACGAUGAUAUAAGUUCAGACUCUGACAUUUCCAACAAUGGACCAGCUUCGCCUGUAAAUCGUGGUCAUAGUAAUAAUAACAGGGAAUCGUCGAAGAGAUCUAUGUCUCCCGGGUCUCGCAUAAGGGGAUACCCUCCGGACAGGAGCCUGAGUAUCUCUCCAAAUAACAUACGUGAACCACCUAGUCCACAACAUCCGCCCGUGAGAAAUGUUAGCAGGAAACACCAAAAGAAACGACCAUUGUCACCACAAGAACUCCCAGUGCCAAAGGAUCAUCCAAAAAACUAUUCUGGUGGCAACAGUGUUCCUCCACCAAAGGCAUAUAAUAUGCCCCCAAAAGCUUACAAUCCACCAAAGGCCUAUGCUGAUCCACCACGGGCUUACAGUGGAUCAUUUAAUAGAGACCAUAGUCCUACAGAAAGUCCAAGGAAACGUUACAGAUCUCGCUCACCAAGUCCGUCGUAUAUGGCCCGGAAAAAACCCAGUGCUCACUACAAAGACAAAUACUCACGACAUGACAAAUAUAAGAACAGGUCAAAAUCGAGAUCACCUAGUCCACGCAGCCGAUCUCGCAGGGGUUCUUCACGGUCACGGAAUCGACACCCCCGUUCAAGACAUUCUCGCUCACCUCCUGAGCAUAGUCCUCCAAGAGGACAUUCCUAUUCCUCUAGCAAUAAAAUAAGUCAUUCCACAGUUAACUAUGCCACAAGCCUUGCAGCCGAGCUCAGCAAGCAUCGGCGGGCACGUGAAGCAAAGGAAGCUGCUGCGCUGGCAGCGAAGGGCAGGGAACCGAGGGAACCAAAGGAAAGGGUGAUGUAUCGUGAUUCCCCAUUGGAUGGGAAAGACAAUAUAAUAAUUACUAAAGUGGAAAGUGGCCAGCGUAGUGUAAAACAAGACUAUAGGCAGCAGGAGUAUUUAAAGAAACAGCAUGCGAUUAAAGCGUCGCCAACUCCACCCCCUCCCCCGCCAGGUCUGCCUCCUCAACGUAAAAACAGAGUUAUAGCGCAAAUGGAGGACAAGAUUGUUGUGAAAGUUGAUAAUGCCAAACGGGAAAUUAUUGACCUUGAUAGUAUAAAUGAUCGUUUAGACCAUGAUCAUAAUCAUGAUCAUGGAUUCAAUCGUGAUGAUCGUCGUGGGCGUGGGCCUGAACGGGACCAUCGAGGAGAGGUGCUAGAUCGACGUGGGGAGGUACCUGAUCGCCGUGGUGAUGUACCUGAUCGACGUGGGGAUGUACCUGAUCGACGUGGCGAGGUACCUGAUCGCCGUGCUGAGGUGCCUGAUCGCCGAAGUGAAGUGCCUGAACGCCGAGGGGAAGGGCGUGAAAGUCGAGACUCUAGUUUUGAUAGACAGAUUAUCAAUCAGUAUAGUGGUCGAGGAGACAGACGUAGUGCAAUAGACUUUCCCACGUUACCUCGGCUUCCUCUACCUCAGGUAUCCCCAGAAGAGGAGUUUGACAGUGAUAGCCCAUACAGUGAUAGUGCACCAGCCAACUUGCCAAAGGAGGAGGUCUACCCUCGACAGAGGAGAAUUACAGACCUCCCAAUGCCUCCCAUGUUGGAUGAGCCGGAUAUGGACUACGAAGUAGAACAUGAACCAGAACCUGAUGUAAAACGUGAAGCCCCUAGCUCUGGCAAGUUCAAACGACCAAAACUUUGUCUUCAAAGAAGAAACGAUGAACGAUCAAAGGGUGACUGGGGAGAGCGUUGUGUGGACCUAUUUAAAACUAUAGAGAUCAUUGGGGAGGGCACAUAUGGUCUGGUAUACAAGGCCAGGGAUACCUUCACUGAUGAACUUGUGGCUCUGAAGAAGGUCCGUCUAGAGAAUGAGAAGGAAGGGUUCCCCAUAACCGCAGUCAGGGAGAUCAAGAUCCUGCGACAGCUGAACCACCCAAACAUUGUCAACCUGAAGGAAAUAGUCACAGACAAGCAGGAUGCUCUAGAUUUCAAAAAGGAUAAAGGUGCUUUCUAUCUUGUGUUCGAGUAUAUGGACCAUGACCUCAUGGGACUGCUGGAGUCGGGCAUGUGUAACUUCAAAGAAGAGCAUAUCGCGUCGUUUAUGAAGCAGUUGUUGGACGGUUUGAAAUAUUGUCAUAACAAGAACUUUUUACAUAGAGAUAUUAAGUGUUCAAACAUUCUACUCAACAACAGAGGCCAGAUCAAGCUGGCUGACUGGGGAUUAGCCAGGUUGUACCAUGCAGAUGACAAGGACAGGCUGUACACAAACAAAGUGAUCACACUUUGGUACAGACCUCCAGAACUCCUCCUUGGAGAGGAAAGAUACGGGCCUGCCAUUGAUGUGUGGAGCAUAGGGUGUAUUCUAGGAGAACUUUUUAUAAGGAAACCCAUAUUCCAGGCUCAGACAGAGCAGAACCAACUGGAACUAAUCAGCAAGACCUGUGGCUCUCCGUGCCCGGCCGUGUGGCCGGAGGUCAUCAAACUGCCACUCUUCCACACUUUCAAACCCAAAAAGCAAUAUCGACGGCGCCUGAGGGAGGAAUUUUCAUUCCUGCCUAAGCAUGCUCUUGACCUGAUGGACCAAAUGCUAGAGCUGGACCCUAGCAGGAGAGUUACGGCCGAGCAAGCCUUGGUGUGUCCUUGGCUCAGGGAUAUAGAAUGUUGCAAAAUCACUCCACCAGACUUGCCUAAGGACCAAGAUUGUCAUGAAAUGUGGUGCAAAAAUAGAAAGAAAAGCAUAAAAGAAGCAAAAUUAAAAGAAUUGGAGACCGGGUCAAAAAAUAUCACGCCACAAAAGCAAAGUAUGACUCAGAGUGCCUACAAACCUGGGUCAUCUACUGGGAAGGGACACACUGAUACGUCAAAAUCAUCUUCAGCAGAAAGUGUAUCAAUAAAAGCUGUAACCAAGAGUUCAAACAGUUCAAAUUCGUCUCAUUCAGUCGCAUCACACUUGGCUGGACAUUCAUCUGCUUCAAUGUCAUCGUCUUCAUCAUCCUCCAGAAAGAAUGUUGUUCCAAUUCCGGGAAUAGACAUAGUUGCAGACAAGAACCUUAAGGAUGGUGAUAGUAAUUCUGAUAGUCAUGGGAGUCACCACAAAGUACAGACCCGUGACAGUGAUGAGAUUGAGGGUAGGGGAGGUAGCUCUGUUGCCACAGUGGACCAACAGAGCCAGCUCACAAAGAUGGUCUCUAUGCUGCAGCAGGGGCUGUCUGUUGACACGGUGGCCAAAAACAUGAAUAUGAAGUUAGAUGACCAGACCAUGCAGCUCAUGGACAACCUUGGCAAACAGCUCAUGUUAGCAGCAAGCAUGGCUAAGCAUGUCACCAAGGAAAAUUCAGACGAGGUAGCUGAAGAGGGUAAAGUUCCCGACCCCUUGCCAGGGCUUGGCCAGAGUGGAGGUGAUCAAGCACCUCAAACGUAUGCUAGUGCAGUAAUGGACAGAAGCUACCCAGACUACCACCAGGCAGGGGAUAGCCAGGCCAUGGACCAGUAUGGAUAUCCCAUGGAAAGUGUUCAGGACCCCUACCCUGCGCCAGCUUACGGAGUCCCAGCCCAGCCACAGCUAGCUGCCAUGGGAGACCAGGAGGGAAGCAGCAGUAAUGCUGGAGUUAAAGCUGCCCUGGCGCAACUCCUGUCCCAGCAGGGCCUCAGGGUGGCCGUCGGAGGCAAUGAACUGGGCAAUAGAGGAUCCGACCCCUACACCUCUCAGUCUGACGGAUACUAUCAUUCUGACUCAAGUGAUCAAAACUACGGAGUCAGAAAUUUCCCAAUCAGCAGCACUGCUUCAGGUGUGUCUUCUCAACAUCUGCCUGAUCAGGGUCUUGUAGACUCUUACAGACCACAGGGAUCAAAGGUGAGAACACCUACUACGCCUAACUUCCCGUCUACAACGUCGACUGGACUGCAGAAACAGUAUAGUGGUUAUGGAUCUGACGAUUCCCGUGGUAGUACCGACACGUACAGUCAAGGAGGAUAUUCAAUGCAUGGCCAGACAUCUAUAUCGGGGGGAGCAUCGGCUAGUGCUGCAUUUGGAACACUCUCGAGUCAAGGUCAGAGCCAGGCUAACACAGGAGUGACACAAUCUUCCGGACCCAAGCCGCUGAUGUCACUUGGUAUAUCUGGCUACGGUGAUGGGAGACCACAGGGAGGCUUACCUAGAAGCAUACUGAAGAAUAAGCCAGCGACGACCCCAUCACUUCUUGGACAAGGGCCUGUCAACCCAGGAGCUCCCAACUCCGGGGGACACCGAAUGAAUCCUGGGGGCCAAAGAGGCACAUUCCCGCCUGGUAGAGGAAACUGGUAAACUGUCAAGAUACAAUGCAUAAUUAUGUUCAGUUUGUUUUUCAUGGCAGUUUUAUUUGUUGGUAGAUGUAGUGAAAUGUUUAAUUUAUAAGAAUAUUUUUUCAGAUGUUGAAUUUGACAGAAUAUUUUUGCAGAUGACUUUCACAGUAAUGCUUGCAGAAUCAUUAUUCAAGAAUAUUGAAAGGUGUUUACAUUUCAGUUAAUAGAAAAUACCUUCUAACAUGUCAUAAAUAAUAAGGUUUUUUUUAUAGAUAAGUUAUCCAAUAGUAAGUGCUUUGAUUGUAGGAAUUUUUUAGAAAUUUUAAUUUAAGUUCUCUGCUUUAUAAAAGAAAUACUAUUUUAGGCAUCAAAUGUCAAGACUUUUGCUUUUUUAUUUGAUAGUUAAGUAGUAGGAAUCGGACACUGUAUAUAAGUAGAUACAUGCAGUCAUUUUUCUUUGUGUGUAGUAGUACAAUAUAUUAAGUUAUGUAUAAUUCAUUUAUUGUUUUCUUUAAUUUGCCAUUUUCAAUAGGAACUGCCAUUAAGAUUUUUUCCAACAAAUUUCUAACCAUCAAAUCCUUGUGCUGGUAAGACUAUAAUUCUUGAUAAAAAUCAUAACUUGACAAUUACAAUUAUGCAACUUAUUGAAAUCUCAAAUAUCUUUUCAUUGUGGAUGCUGUCAUUAUCAUUUUGAAACUUGCAUAUGGUAAUGAUAAUAUAUUUUAUUGUUUUGUAUACAUGUCUUCUAUAGAACUGUGUAAAAUUUGCUGUAAAUAUAUAUAAUUAAUCCUUUUCUCCCUUGGACCUCUAAUUUUAUGGAUUUAUGGGAGAUUUUUUGGGCCGCAGACCAGAAGUCUGCAGCUUUACCAAUGUCGAAGGACUAUUCCGUAUUCGUAUUUGCAUACAAAUCAAUGAUUGUGGCGAAUCUUUUUGAGAAAGGAAUGCGUUGGUGAUCGACAGAUUUUAGAGUAACAUUUUCAUCAGUUUCUAUGUGGAUGUUUUCACUUGCCAGACUUUCUGAAGUUUGUCACCUCCGAUGAGCUGUUGAGGAAACACUUUUGGGAGGUCAGAAAAAUAAUUUGAUGGCUGCAGUGAAGAUAUGUCUACAGAAGCAUUAUUAUUGCUGGUUGUCACCGCAGGUUUUUUUCUGAAAAUCUGGACUUGUGAAUAUAAAGCGAAAGUGAAGCUUGAUACUGUGUACAGUGAUGAACUGUAGUACAUGUCUUGUUCUGCUAAAAAUUGUAAAAAAUAUAUACACAGGAUUGUAUCAUGUGUCCGACAUGCUCAGAAUGUUAUAUUCGUGGUAUCAUAUUGUCUUAAAAAAAAAUAUGUUUUUCUUCCGUAAAAUAUUUAAAAUAAGAUAAUGUUACAUAUUGAACAUAGCACUUCAUCAUAUUUUUCAAAAAGCACAGGUACAUGUAUCAAUCUUUUGCGAAACUUGUUGAUUAAUUGAACACCUUGUGAAUUUAAGCUAAUGUAUAGAAGGUGUACAAGAGAAGAUUAAUUUUAAUACUAUUCUUGUUUCAAAUCUCAGUAUUUGACUUGAUGUAUAAUUCACAUGUCACUUGAUCAUGCAAUCUGUUACAAGUUUUAAGUUACUGAUUCACAUGGCAUUGUACUAGAAAAAAAACUGGCAUUUGAGAAUGUCAGCAUAUGUUAUGUUGUAACAUUCAUGAAAUUUCAAGAUUUUAAAUUUGGUUGUAUGGUGCUGUCUUUUCCAUCAAAGCUAUAGAAUUGUUUUCUUUUCUACAAUUCUUAAAAAAAAAAAUGGUGAACUAUUCUAAAAGUUUGAAAAUUUUGUUCCUCAUAACUAGGAACUUAACAAUUGUAUGUUUCAGGUGCAACAUGUAGUAUAUUGGACUUGCAAGUCGUUUAUACAAAUCAUUGUUUGUGGAUAUGGUGAAUAAAUGCUUUUCCCUUGAA
Mizuhopecten yessoensis (Yesso scallop) is the source of this 6898-nucleotide messenger RNA. RefSeq names its product cyclin-dependent kinase 12-like. The coding region runs from base 468 to 4997 and encodes 1509 amino acids. The transcript is spliced from 10 exons. Lineage: Eukaryota; Metazoa; Mollusca; Bivalvia; Pectinida; Pectinidae. Gene Ontology annotation, cellular component: cyclin/CDK positive transcription elongation factor complex; nucleus. Gene Ontology annotation, molecular function: cyclin-dependent protein serine/threonine kinase activity; cyclin binding; ATP binding. The record is from RefSeq and is a predicted model, not a curated record. Gene Ontology annotation, biological process: protein phosphorylation; transcription elongation by RNA polymerase II; positive regulation of transcription elongation by RNA polymerase II.